CCGUCAACACACAUGCAGGUAAUUGUAAUUAGGCUGCGAUUGAAUCAACCUGUUUGUAGUAGCUUGAACUAACUCCUCUUAGGCUGGAGAAUCUCUCCACAGCCCAGAUCGUGUUGUCACUCACACAAACACGCAGCAUCUGUCGGGCUUCUCACCUCCUACCUGUGUGUUUGAUGGCUGUGUUACUAGUAUCAGGGUGGCUCACUGUCCUGAUAGCAGCCACUUUUGCUCAAAAUAGUCCACAAGCAAAUGUCACCUUUGUUUGUCUGGGCAAUGUUGUCCGUGUGGAUGUAGAUGUACCUGGAGGCAUAGUUACUGAAAUUGCGCCUGGAAAAUAUGAUCCUGCCUUCCUUCCCAUGCCAGAAUUUGCUGCUCAGUGUGGCUUCAGAUUUCGGACAGAUCCUCAGGGGAAAAACAAAUUUUAUGGCCCCAUUCAACACUGCUUUGUCGAAAAUGAGGAAGAUGCAUACUUUACAGAAGUGAAGGUUAAAGUGUACUGGAAUGAGUUUGGUGAGGUGGCAUUCUACGGUAAUGGUACCUGCUCCUACCCUAAAUGGAGCUCCAGAGAAAUCAUCUGUGACCCUGGCUUUAUGGAGGUGUCUGUGAAAAGAGCAGCUCCGAACGAUUACGAUCUUCCCGCGCAGCAACUUACAAAGUUUGGCGAUCCCCGCCGAGCAGCUGAGCCCCUGGGUCCUGAAUUCCACAUGGUCUCCAUGGUGUUCUACACCCCUGAGGAGACGAUUAUGAAGGUGGCAGAGGCCCAGGAAAGAGGUUACAGGAUUGGGAACAUUGGGUCGAGGCUUGUUAUAAGGUCCUCGCAGACUGCACCUGAAACCUACAGCAAGGACGUUGCAGGAGUGUCCAUGAAUGUGCUUGAAACCACCACCGUCUUUGAAAAGAAAUGGUUGGCAACUCGUGUCAAUGCAGCUGCUGCUUGUCCAAAACCAGAAGGUAAAGUCUGUGGAAACAAAAAAAACAGUCAUUCAGUGGGAAUCAUCAUCAUAGCAUUAAAAACUCGUGGGGAAAGUUUAGCACUGGGCCCAAAAUCUCAGUGA
This is a messenger RNA of Cynoglossus semilaevis (tongue sole), 1055 nucleotides long. RefSeq lists its product as uncharacterized. The record is from RefSeq and is a predicted model, not a curated record. The transcript has 9 exons. NCBI's taxonomy places the organism in Eukaryota, Metazoa, Chordata, Actinopteri, Pleuronectiformes, Cynoglossidae. The coding region runs from base 174 to 1055 and encodes 293 amino acids.